AUGCUUCGAUGCUUUUUUCUCCCUUUUUUCUGCAUCAUCGUGGAUUCUAGUGCUUCAAUUCUGGAAUCGGAGGAGAUUCCAGACUACAGGAAUCUCAGCACCAUCAGUUUUUCUGUCAUCUUCUGGGGCAAUUUGACAGAAAAUCUUUGCAACUUCCCUUCUGCGAUUUCUUCAGCCCUCGAUCGUGAUGAGGACAUUUCCCGAAUCUUCGUCUACGAUGUUCGUCGAUACACAUUAUUGCCGAAAACUAUCGUCGACUUCAGCAUCGUCGGAAAGGAAGAAAUCAAGAAAGAGUUGGAUGAAAAAGGGGGUGCAACGAUUGAAUUCGAAUUUCGGCGCGAGUUCGGCUUGAAUUCAACCUUUUUUGCGCCGAAAUGGGAAGAUCCGCAGAUUCAGUUGCGCCCUGAGCUGGCGAUCUACGUCGUCGCCGGUGUUGGCGGACUAUCUUGGUUGGCAGGGAUCGUGGCUUUAUGGAUGAUCCCUUCAGAACUCUGGCCCGACGAGAAGAGGAAGAGAAGAGGUCGCUUUUCAAGAGGGACGAAGCAGAAAAUCACGUGUUUCGUCAAUAACUACUUUCGGCCGCUAGGAAUGACUCUCAGCAUGCUGUUGGUUUGGAUCGACUUUGCGAAAAACAGAAACAUCAUUUUCGACGUCACCCUUCGCCACCAACUAAUUUUCCUCGUCCUGAUGAUUUUCGGACUCUUGCAGAUGAUCGUCCUGCCGAUUUGUCAUUUGCGAAUCGCGACGUUUUACAAGCCAUUCUUCAAGUUCUCCUCCUUGAGCUCCAGACCUCUUCACAUUUUCGACGUCGUCAGCGAAAUCGCGCUGGUUUUCUUCAUCGCUUUUGUCGAGCUUCCUAUCCUCGUCUGUUUCUACUUCUUUUUAAAUAUUUUCCAGGUCUCCGUCAUCACCAUGCCGCAAGUUUUCUUUUACCUCUGUUCAUUCCUCUCCAAAGCACUCCAAUUUCUCAAGGCAGUGCAAAAUCGCCAUGAGUUAAAAACGCGUCAGAACGCUUCCGAUUCUAUCAAAAGUUCAAUCAAUUUUUGA
Oikopleura dioica is the source of this 1047-nucleotide messenger RNA. Lineage: Eukaryota; Metazoa; Chordata; Appendicularia; Copelata; Oikopleuridae. The record is from the annotation of a GenBank genome assembly.